Molecule: messenger RNA, 795 nt
Organism: Oncorhynchus keta (chum salmon)
Lineage: Eukaryota; Metazoa; Chordata; Actinopteri; Salmoniformes; Salmonidae
Product: ectodysplasin-A-like
Exons: 5
Coding region: 1-474 (157 amino acids)
Biological process (GO): animal organ development; immune response
Cellular component (GO): membrane
Molecular function (GO): death receptor agonist activity; death receptor binding; tumor necrosis factor receptor binding
Source: RefSeq, a predicted model, not a curated record
AUGAUUUUAAUAGCGGGAUUCGUUGAUAAAACCACAACAAGAGACUUCCAGCCUGCUGUGGUUCAUCUACAAGGACAGGAAACCACCAUUCAGGUUAAGGAAGACCUGUCUGAAGGCGUCUUGAGGAACUGGAAGAUGGUGUCGAUCCACCACCGUGUCUUCAAGAUGCACUCUCGCUCCGGACAACUGGAGGUCCUACUGGACGGCAUCUACUUCAUAUAUAGUCAGGUGUACUAUCUGAACUUCACGGACAUUGCCAGCUACGAGGUGAUGGUAGACUCCACCCCCUUCCUGCGUUGUACCUGCAGCAUGGAGACGGGGCAGAGGAAGUUCAACACGUGCUACACGGCGGGGGUCAGCCUGCUGAGGGCGGGACAAAGGAUCUCCAUCAGGAUGGUCUAUGAUGACACGCUGAUCAGCAUGACCAAUCAUACUACGUUCCUGGGGAGCGUCAGGCUGGGGGAUUCCCCCUGACCAAUACGGCACAACUUCCUGGGACUUCCUGACCAAUCACACCUCCUUCCUGGGGCUCCCUGACCAAUCACACCUCCUUCCUGGGGCUCCCUGACCAAUCACACCUCCUUCCUGGGGCUCCCUGACCAAUCACACCUCCUUCCUGGGGCUCCCUGACCAAUCACACCUCCUUCCUGGGGCUCCCUGACCAAUCACACCUCCUUCCUGGGGCUCCCUGACCAAUCACACCUCCUUCCUGGGGCUCCCUGACCAAUCACACCUCCUUCCUGGGGCUCCCUGACCAAUACGGCACAACUUCCUGGGGCUCCCUGACCAAUCACA